AUGUCCGACGUAGUAGUAGCGGGCUUGCGGGGCGAUGAGAGAGACGAUAGCGAGGCCGAUAGCGACGGCGGGAGUCAGCAUGAGGAGGACUCCAUGGAUGAUGAUGAAUCGAGAAGCGUGGACAGCGACAGCACGGGGAGUCUCGCCGACUUCAUCGCGCCCGAUUGGGAAAUGGAAAGCGGCGAUGAGGGUGAGGCCGCGGAGGACGACGACUACGAGAAUGAAAGCACGGACGAGAACGAGGAAGCAGGCGACGGAGACAGUGGCGGAGACAGUGGCGGAGACAGUGGCGGAGACAGUGGCGGAGACGGUGACGGAGGCGACGACAGACCCAAACGCGCCUACUUACCCAAUUGCGACGCAAUGGCCCGUCUCGAGAUGAUUGCAUACAACCUUCGGCGACUCGCACGUGAGUCCGAGGCCGAGACAAGCCAACGCGCCGCACUGCACCAUGACCGGUCGUGCUACUGCAGACGCCGUGGAAGGCGAACGACCCGGGUGCCCCCGCCGCUCCGACGCGCCAGUGGGCCGCUAGUGGCGCCGCAUCUCAACGCGGAGUCCGACACGUCGCCACUUUCGCCCGACCGGAGGCAGGGACGCCGCCACGCGAGAAAUCGCCCUAUUGAAGCGAUUGCAGGGUCAAUUCGCAGCGACAGAUCUAUUACUACAUACCCAACAGGAUUACGUGAGGGACCAUAUGUGCAUCUAAAUGGGUGGUGA
Cordyceps fumosorosea ARSEF 2679 is the source of this 720-nucleotide messenger RNA. RefSeq lists its product as hypothetical. The coding region runs from base 1 to 720 and encodes 239 amino acids. The record is from RefSeq and is a predicted model, not a curated record. Lineage: Eukaryota; Fungi; Ascomycota; Sordariomycetes; Hypocreales; Cordycipitaceae. The transcript has a single exon.